Molecule: messenger RNA, 2092 nt
Organism: Pimephales promelas (fathead minnow)
Lineage: Eukaryota; Metazoa; Chordata; Actinopteri; Cypriniformes; Leuciscidae
Gene: cdkn1ca
Product: cyclin dependent kinase inhibitor 1Ca
Biological process (GO): negative regulation of mitotic cell cycle; negative regulation of cyclin-dependent protein serine/threonine kinase activity
Cellular component (GO): nucleus
Molecular function (GO): cyclin-dependent protein serine/threonine kinase inhibitor activity
Source: RefSeq, a predicted model, not a curated record
AAUAAUCGCUCGAGUCACCUGGUUGGUUGAGUUUUGCGCGCCAUUGGUGGACCCCGCCCAGAAGCGUCAGAAAUGCGCUAGAAAUAUUUUGAUUGGAUUUAGAAAAUUGAAAGUUUAGAUUUGUGUUAGCCUGGGAAAACCCAGACAACCUCUGGCAAAAUUAGGCUAGAUUUGCUCUGAAAGUUACAACUGAUAAUGGUCUGGUUUUAACCAGGCUAGAUUUGUGUGCGUCAUUUCGAUUUCGAUAUUAACACGUAUUUAACAAAUUAUGAGUAACCCCAAGCCUUAAAACUGUGGCAUUGGAAAACACCAUUUUAAAUAUUUGGUCGAAGUCGAACUGUAAAUUGUUGCAUGAAUCAUAUGCAGCAACAUUCGGCGCCCUUCCAUUGAAGCAAAACAUUUGCAUUGAAGCAAAUGUGUUACGGAGCCAGAUAUUUUAAUGAAGAUAAUAAUGGCUACAUCAGACUAAAUCCAGGACAAUCAAUUAUUCGGAAUAUUCAAAUGUUUAUAAUAAUACAUAUUAGUUUAAUAUCAUAAUAAAAUGUAUAUUGUUGCAAUAUUUGUGUUGCAUAAACUUUAAUCUAUUGUUAUAGUAUAGUCCUAUUAGGAGGUCUGCAUAAUUAUAAAUUACACAAGAAAAUAGAAAAUUAAAUUACUUAGCCUAGUAGAAAUUAGAAAAAAUUCUACUAAGUGAAAUGGUAGAAAUUACUUCUCUCUGAAACAAUCAUUUAUGUCAUGGCCUUUAUGCAUGGGCCAUAUCGGACUGUGGGUUUUUAAAUAAGAAGGGGGAUAGGGUGACAUUGCUGAUACGAGGGGGGUUUAUUACACAGGGCGUGGUGUCCGCCUAGCCAAUCGGAGGCCUUUGCUCGUACAAACGCUGGCCUUUAACCACCGGCACAGAUAUAAACAGACUACAAACAAUAAGAGCUAAACAAGCGUCAGCUCGCGGCAUUGACUUUCAAGCAACAUGGCAAACGUAGACGUAUCAAGCAAUCUGGAGCGUCAUGUUGCACGGAGGACCUUUCCUCUUCUCGCCCGCACAAAGGUCUGCCGUAACCUUUUCGGACCCGUAGAUCACGAGGAGCUGCACGGUGAAAUGAAACGCAAACUCCAGGAGAUCUCCGAGCGAGACCAGACCCGGUGGAAUUUUAACUUUGAGACCAACUCGCCUUUGCCUGGAGAUUACGAGUGGGAGGCGAUUUCAGAGGACGCUAUGCCAUUUUUCUACAAGGAUAAAGUGCAAAAUAAAAGAGCUCUCGCCACGGCGUCUGUUAACGCGACAGGAGACGCGUCCAGCACUUCUGACUGUGGGUUACACGGGAUUUCCUGGAGUCCGGUAGUUCAAGAAUCCGCGGACGUCCCAAGUCGACCCAGCGAGCUUAACCAGGAGAACCUCUCUGGGGCACUCAACUCAAAACCAGCUCGCGCUUCAGUCCUCAGAAACAGGCGAAAGAGGUCACUCAUCCCAGAGGCCCCCAGAAACAGCACGCUGCAAAUUACAGACUUCUUCCCGAAAAGAAAAAGAAACCUGGAAUCCAAGCAGGAUGAACCCACCAGCAUUGAAGUCACGCCACGCAAAACAAUAAGAUGAUGUUUGCACUCCAUGCAUCAGUCCACCUGUGUUUUAUCUGCAGAGCGGAUGAAAGAAAACCAGGGGACGAGAGACAUUCACUCUCUCUCUCUCUCUCUCUCUCUCUCUCUCUCUCUCUCUCUCUGAACAUAUGUAGCAAUACAUAGACUUUGUUGCAGUGUUACAAUGUCUAAAUGGUGCAAUUUUAUAUUUCUUUUGUUUCCACAUGUGUAGAGGGCUAGGCCACACUGCUCUAAAUAGAUUAGAGCAAUACUUUUUUCUUAUUUUUUUUUUUUUUUUGUUGUUUUUUUUUUUAAAUAUACUAACUUAUUUUAUUUAUGUUCAAAAUAGUUGGUUACUUUAUUAUUUACAGUGAUUGUUAUUGUUUUUAAUUAUUUUAAGUUGUUUAUUUAAGUUUUGUAUGCAGCAUCAUGCAAAGAAUGUUUCUGAGCCGUGUUUGUUAAAAUAUAUUAUGUAGCUCACGUUUGAAUCAAAGUGUAAAUUAAAUUAUAUUUUUGCUAA